GAAACCAACAAACAAGAAAUGGUGGAGGCUACCAGACUGAAGAGAGGCAUUUUUCCGAAUAAACGUGCCUAUAGUAAGUACCAUGGAAACAAGCAGCCAGUCUGCCAGUAUUGAGGAGAUAACCUGUGAGGUCAUCACUGUCACUAUUGGAGCAAAACACUGCUGCAGAUGAAUUCCAGAAGAUUGGGACUGAUGACACAAUAAGCAAGGACUGCUGUCGAAUAUAUUUCCAAAUAACCACAGAUUGCGCUCUCAGGUGAAUAAUCUGAUGUCUGUGGACAACUGGUUUGUUGCGAAUGAAGAGUAUGACAACUAUCAGUUUAAAGACUCAAAGGUAUUUAAAUAGAAGCACUACCCUUUCUGUCAUUGGAGGACUUGCAGAAGCUGACCUCCAAGCUGCCAUGGACCAAUGCAUUGAAGGUCUGGAAACUGAACACCUCUCUGAAGAAGAGGACCCCAUAGACGGUCCCAAGGGGAGAGGAGGGCGAGAUAGAGACCAAGGCAAAGCCAACAAAGACAUUGUGGAGAAGGAUGCCAUUGAGACUGUCACCACAGAGACCUAGAAGCUGGAGCUUGAGAAUGGGCUCCAGAAAGAAGAACUGGGACCUGUAUCCACACUGUGUAAGAGAGAUGGCCCAGGUGUCCCAACCAGGCUCAGGGAAGGCUGUCAUCCUGACCCAGGAUAAGAAAUGCUUUCAAAAGGCAAUGUACCACACAUACAGUAAGACUGUGUAAUUCGUGGUGGAGUGGGGUGGACAGACGUGUCCUAACCUGUCUGUUCUGGAAGGCAUCUGGAAUAUUCCAGGGUUUCCAAAAAAUGAGUAGUUGAGGAAGUUGGAUCAUAUUGAUUUCAUUAAUCCACAACAAUAUUAUCUGUGUGAACAAACCUCUAUUGUGAAAGUAUAGUACAGUAUAGGACUGAGUCUACUCUGAUUCUGGUGUAGAUGGGCCCUUGGCCAGAUGGCUUUUCUCCAAGCAAUACUGUGGUGUUUUAGCGUUAAUGAUUUGUGCAAUGAAUGUUUUUGUGAUGGGGUGUAUCUGUCUUCCUCAUGCUAUAUUGAGGGUUGGAGGACUCUGGCGGAAGCACCACACUGCCUGGGUCAAUGUAGGUGGCCUACACGCAGGGGUGUUCCUCCUCAAACAGACAGCAGGGAUCUUUGGCCAAACCCCAGAAGACGUCCGGGAACCACGAGAAGAAAAAGCAGCAAAGGAAAAGGAGGAUAAGUGGCCAAGUCAGAGAAAGAGCCACCUUUAGACAAAGGAGUUAUUCCAUGGUUAGGUCACGCCCUUGAGUUUGGAAGAGAUGCUGCCAAGUUUCUAAACCGUAUGAAGGUGAAGCAUGGCGAUAUCUUCACGGUGCGUGUGGCUGGGCGCUAUGUGACAGUGCUACUGGACCCCAGCUCUUAUGAUGCUGUGAUAGAGGACUCUGUGUCCCUAGACUUCACACGCUACGCACAAGUUCUCAUGGACAGAAUAUUCAGCCUGCAGCUCCCCCAUCACAACCCUGCUGUAGAGAAGGCCCUAACAAAACAGCACUUUGAGGGCGGGAGCCUAUCCUGCCUGAGCAGCACCAUGCACCGCCACCUUCAGUCCCUGCUGCUGCAAGCCCAGAGGCCCUGUCACAACCAGACCGACUGGAACACGGACGGGCUCUUCAGCUUCUGUUACAGUCUUCUCUUCAGGGCAGGGUACCUCACACUUUUUGGAGGGGAGCAGAACAACAAUAGAACAGACCCCACUGACGUCUAUGAGGAGUACCGGAAGUUUGACAACCUCCUGACCAAAAUGGCCAGGACCACACUGAAGCCAGAGGAGAAGCGGACCGCCCAGAGUGUGAGGGGGCGUCUGUGGGAGUUGUUGGCCCCGGCGGGGCUGGGAGAGGGCUCCGGGUCCAGCCCCUGGCUGAGAGACUACAGGCACCUUCUGCGGGAAGAGGGAGCUGACGAGGAAACUCAGAGGAGAGCCUUGCUGCUGCAGCUGUGGGCCACACAGGGUAACGUUGGACCUGCUGCAUUCUGGCUGUUAGGUUUCCUGUUGACAAACCCUGAGGCCAUGAGGGCGGUGAGAAGAGAGUUCAGCAGCAUCUCCGAGCAGGACUCUGCAAUGUGUCCCCUACUGGACAGGCUGCAGCACACACCUGUGUUUGACAGUGCCUUAGAGGAGACUCUGAGGCUCAGUGCUGCCCCGUUCAUCACCAGAGAGGUAGUGCAGGAAAAGACCCUGCAAAUGGCCAAUGGGCAGGAGUACCAGCUCAGGAGAGGGGACAGAGUGUGUCUGUUCCCCUUCAUUAGCCCUCAGAUGGAUCCUGAGAUCCACCAAGAACCACAGAGAUUCAAGUAUGAACGCUUCCUCAACAAGGACGGAUCUGUGAAGAAGGACUUCUUUAAAGGAGGAAGACGGCUCAAGUACUACACCAUGCCAUGGGGCGCAGGCACCAACGGCUGUGUGGGCAAACGCUUUGCCAUCAGCUCCAUCAGACAGUUUGUGUAUCUGGUCCUGUCUCAUCUGGAACUGGAGCGGUGUGACUCAGAGGCUCAGAUGCCAGAGGUGAACUCCAGUCGCUAUGGGUUUGGAAUGUUGCAGCCUGAAGGAGAUCUGGCCAUCAGAUAUAAACCUAGACAUUCACAUUGAAGACAUGAUGUUGAGAUCUCUCAAACCAGACGUGAAGUCUGGUUUGUGAAGUUUAGGCUAAUUUCAAAAAAUGUAUGACAAUAUGUCCAUAUAAUGUAUUGUAUCUAUUUUUGUAUCAGCACAAAUGUACAGUGUAAUGUGUUAUUUAUCUUUAAUUAUAAUGUAUAUAUUUCACUUUAAAAUUGCCACUUCAUAACAAUAAAAUUGUUUUUUGUUCUAGACUA
Molecule: messenger RNA, 2855 nt
Organism: Oncorhynchus masou masou (cherry salmon)
Lineage: Eukaryota; Metazoa; Chordata; Actinopteri; Salmoniformes; Salmonidae
Product: prostacyclin synthase-like
Exons: 14
Coding region: 1327-2631 (434 amino acids)
Biological process (GO): prostaglandin biosynthetic process
Molecular function (GO): heme binding; oxidoreductase activity, acting on paired donors, with incorporation or reduction of molecular oxygen; monooxygenase activity
Source: RefSeq, a predicted model, not a curated record